This is a messenger RNA of Rotaria sp. Silwood1, 297 nucleotides long. The record is from the annotation of a GenBank genome assembly. Lineage: Eukaryota; Metazoa; Rotifera; Eurotatoria; Philodinida; Philodinidae.
AUGCAUACAAAAUUGAUGACUACAUGUUUAUGUUUUUUCAUCGUUAUUGUUAGUAUGACAAUAAUAUCGACUGCAUCACUUGAAAAUGAUGAAUAUUCACUUGCUAAUAAUGAUUGGAUCAAUAUGGAUACUUAUUAUCCAACAUAUGAAUUUGAUACUCGUGCAAUUAACUCACGUUUUUGGAAACGUUUACCACACCGUCACUUUUGGAAACGAUCAGUUGUUGAAUCAAAAAUAAAACAUAACAAUAUGAUGAAAUCUAUUUCCAAACAAAGCCAACAACAAGACAAACAUUAA